Molecule: messenger RNA, 20338 nt
Organism: Lymnaea stagnalis (great pond snail)
Lineage: Eukaryota; Metazoa; Mollusca; Gastropoda; Lymnaeidae
Source: the annotation of a GenBank genome assembly
GAACGACCUACUUUUUUCAAAGAUGGUUUGAUUUUCAAGUGGUUUGUGAUAAUUGAUAAUUUAUUUGUAAGGCCUGCGUUAGGCCUGUUACUUUAGUAAAAUAACUUUACAGUUACAGGAAUUAUUACCGAAGACUUAACUUAAACUUAAAAUUAGAGAAUUUAUCACUUUGUUUGGUUCUGGUUGACUAAAUUUUUUUGGCGAUAAAAACACUUUGUUUACAAAUUAAAAGUACAAGUUUGUGUGGCAGACUAAGGAAGGUUUAAAAAAGGGGAAAACUCCGUUUUCUUCCUUUUUAUCCAGUGAGAUUUUAGCUCAGUUGUGUGUGACAGUUAGCUUACCUAUUUGAUGUUCUGAUGUAAAUGUAGGCUACCUGAUGUAUUAGUUAAAUUUUUUACUACAUUUAUUUAUUAACUAGCCUAGCCACUGCCUUCUUUAUAAUUAAAAUUAGCUUGGGUUAGCUUGGUUAUAUAUAUUUAAUUUUUGAAAUAGCUGAAUAAGGCACAAGCUAGGCAGCUAGGUCUAUUAAUUUUUUUAUUAACAUUCAGUUCAGGCCCGGGUAUAAUAAUAUUCUGGGCUUAUUACUUAUAGGCUUAUAGUUUAUAGGCUACUUAUUUGAUAUUAGUAUAGACAGUUUUAGUUAUAGUCUAAUAAUAUAAAUAUAAGUCAGUAUUUAUAAGUAUAGUUUAUAGUAGACUCAGAUUGAUAGUAGGCCUACGCCUACAGUCUUACAGUUAAAAAUAGGUCAGUCUAUUCUUCUACCUACUACAAUGAAUGUAAUUUAUGUAUUAUCUGUUGAAAUUUCAUUAAGAUUAAAGAUUAAAAAAAAAAUUAUUAAUAGGCUAGGCUAAUAAUUUUUUUGUUUGAAGUUAUUACUCUGGAGUGUCACCAGGAGUGAAAGCAGUAUGGUGACCUUGAAAAAUGACAAUCUUCAAUAUAAAAGAAAAUAUAAAAAUGUCAGAUAAUAAGGUUGAAAAAAGCCAAGUGGGUAAACCUAUUUUGAGACAUCUGCGUCGAAGUAAAACGAUCAAUGUUUCCCACUUUGGAGGUAAUGACGGCAAAGCAAACAAUGAAGGUAAGUUUUCAGGCAUAUCAACAUUUAGACCUGUACUUAAGCCUCAUUAACAAUCUUAGAUGUGUAAAUUUUCCGUGCUUCUAUAAGCUAAAUAAAGAACAGGUUUUGAUUUAAAGAAAAAGACUUAUUCUUUUUGAAAUCUUUUUUUUAAUAUAAAAAGUGUACGAUCUCAAUACACUCACACUGGUCGUCAUACAAAAAUUGCUUUUAAAGAAUGUAGACCAGUAAAAAUACCCCCCGACCACUUUUUUUUGUGUCUAGCCACUUUAGAUCUUGCUUGUUAAUUUCAUGUCACUGUAAGCUGCAGAGUUAAAUUGGCCGUCAACAGUAGAUGGCUGACAUUUUCUUUGAAUAUUCAGUUUAUAUUUAGUACAUGAUUUUUACUAAUUGUUAUAUUACUUAUAGAGUGCAUGUUAGAAAAGCAAUUUCAUUUCAGAAAAAAAUAAUUGCAGAAAAAACUAUGUUUGAUAGAUCACUUGUACAUGUGAUGAAAAGGGGCAUAACAUUUGAUAUUAUGAUGCUAUGUCGUGACAUCAUUUGUGUGUUCAUGCGAUGGAAAAGGUUUAUUCCUCAUAUCAUGGCUUCAUGACUCUGAGCUAUCAAAUGUUUUGGAGGUCUUAAGUCUCACCAGUGUACUGCAAUAAUAAAGGAUACAUUAAUAAUGAUCAUACAGCUAGUGAGACUCGAGAUAUGCAGGAAGAAUUUUCAUUCAUGUGCUGUCUUCAAAUCAAUUAGAAGAAAUAUUGACCAGAAGCUUGGUUCCCUAGCCCCUGGCUGUGUAUAGCCACCAUGGAAGGUUAUAAUAAAACUUAUGAGAUAUGUAUGUAUUUAUUCAUUUAUCUUCUUUUGUAGAAAUGUUAGACUUCUAUUGUAGAGCUGCAUGUCAAUUAUAAUUAUAAUACCAUGUCCUCACCAUUAUUGUGUCCUUUUCUCAACUUAGUGUCAUUCACAAAUGAGACAACAGGGAAGAGGUCUCCAUCUCCUGCCCCCCAACCAACAUCAUCAUGUCAGGCUUUAAGACAUGCAGUUUCGGCCCUGACAAGGAUUGAUGAUUUCAUUCUGGAAGAACUUGGAGAUGGCUUCUUCGCUAACGUUUAUAAGGUAAACGUUUGGCCUUUCCCCAAAAAAACUUCUUCUCACCCCCACCCCUCAAGUUGACUCCACAAACCCAAACCACUUUCUGCACCCCUCACGCCUAUGGUCCCACAUUAUUCCCCACCUCUUUUCCCUAACCCUUACAAACUCCAGCCUCCUUAGUAAUUUAGUUCACAUGUUUAAUAUUAUUAAUGUGAACUUCCAUUUAAUGAAAGCUAUUAUAUCUAAAAUUCGCACUCUUAUGUUCCAAAAUCAAGCCAAAUUGUAUGUCUGAUGUACCUGUUUGUGAUUAAAUUGUAUAUAUUUAAAAAUAUGGUCUAGUAAGAAUUAAAAUGGAGACCAUACUGUCAAUUUAACACAGUUAGUUUUCUUGAACAGGAGGACUUAGCAUUGUGUUAGAUAGAUGGAUUGCCAGCUAUUUCAAUCUGGCCUUUGUGAAAGCCCCCAUGCAUUUUUUAUUGGGUAUGAAAUGGGCUGCUGAAAGGACAUUUUAUGAAAAUAAAAAAUGAAUCUUACUUCUAAAAGCUUCUCUUGCAUAAUACACACUUCUUUUAAUGAAUGAAUAAAUAUACUUAUAUAAUAGAAACAAAAGUAUAUAUCUUUCCUCCUUAAGAAUUUUAGCUGAUCAAUUAAUUUUCACUGCUACGAUAUAAAAUAAAAUUUUCACAAGGUGUGCAUUUAUUAACAUGACAUUUUCCCAAUUAAAAAAAUCAUUAAAGUAGGAAAACCAUGAUUAAGUUAGAAGUAAAAUAUAGUUUUAACAAAAUAAAAAAAAAAAAAUCUAUUUAAUUUGGAAAAAAAAUCUCUUGAAGAUUGCAAAUUAGUUUAAACAGAAAACAUUAUGGGCUAAAAGUUGAUAAUAUGCAUUAGUAUGUUCUAUAAGUUUCAGUAUGGUAGUUCCCAUAUCUGUUUGGUCCAUGGGAAAUAACAAUGUCACUGGAUUAUAAAUAAAAAGUAACCACAAUUAAUUUGAGAUCCCAUGUACAUAAACAAACCCCUAACACUUAACACUUGACCACUUGCCAGCCUGUUAAUUAUAGAGAGAGAAACAUACUUGUGAUGGUCAUGUCACAACUUAUCACUGCUGAAGUGCUUUGUCGCAGUACUUAAAAAUAGAAAUAUAUAUAUAUAAAUACAUAAGAGGAAACAGUUUGAUUCAUUUUAAAGCCAGCUGUUUGAUAUAUAUUAAGUGGGUCAACAGGAAGAUAUAAUUAAAUUGGUAUGGACAGUUGUUGUUUUAUGCUUUUUCUCCCAGCUACUGUUUUUUGAAGCUUAUAUGUAAGGUGUAAAGCAUUUGAUUUUAAUGAAUGCCAUCUAAAAGAAUCUAAUGCCAUAAUUGCAAGACAAAUACAAUUUACAAAAUUGAUAGAAUGGAGGUCAUUGGUAACAAAAAUAUUGUCUGAUGACUUUUUUUACUUCUACAGUGGCUUUCUUUUAAAAUGUCAAAACAUAUUAAUCUCUAAUUAUAUAGUUUGUCAUUGAAAAUCGAACAUGACCACCUCAAUCAUCAUAUAUUUCCUAAUUCUGAACUUUGCUGUGGAUGCGCAAAUGGCUGAUGCGACCGAUUCUGGCACAAAAUUUUUUUGUGCAGUAAUUGUAGUGUGCUGAUGGGACAUCUCAAGAGGCAGAGUUAACUCAUGCUUUUUUGGCAUGUCUAUUGUUCUCUGCAGCCACUUUUCUGUUGGCUUCAUGUUGUAUGGAGCCUUUGUGUUUAGAGGAAUGCCAUGAUGCUCGAUCCUUUGCAGAUUCUUUCCAUUUGUCUGAGUUCUAUAUUGAACUCUGUGAUGCUUUUAGGUUGUCUUUAAAGCGUUUCUUUUGUCCACCAGCAAACUGCCUUCCAUGUUAAAACUCACUAUAGAAUAUUCUUUUGGGCAUUCUCAAAAAAUGUUCCAUCCAUCCAAGCUGGUAAAGAUGCUUAGGAUACCUGCCUGUGCAAGUACCUCAGUGUCUGGGACCCUGUCCUACCGUUUGAUAUUGAGGAUUUUUCGGAGGCUUGUCGAAUGAAAGUGUUUUAACAUUCUUGCAUGGUGUUGAUAGAUUGUACACAUUUCACAAUUGUAGGGUGCAAAGCCUCUUUGUAUAGUUUCAUUUUAGUUUGAGUGCUGAUUCCUUGCCUGGUAUAUACAUUCUUAGACAAUUUGCCAUAGGUUACACUGGAUUUUGCAAUACGAAGGUUAACCUCCUCAUCAAUGGUUGCACUUUGGGACACUGUGCUGCCAAGGUAUAAAAAGCUAUUUACCAACUUAAGGACUUCGAUAAGCUGGCUAGUAUAGGAAUUCAAUCUUUUUUGUGUAAAUGGUGAGACCGAAGUUUGUACAGACAUCAGGGAAAUUAGUAGCACUGCGUUAGAUAUCCGCUUCAGAUCUAUCAUACAGGGCACAAUUGUUGGCAUACAGUAUGUCCCUGAUGAUGUCUGUCAGGACCUUGGAUUUGUAUGGAGCCUCUAGAAGUUGAAUAGUUUACUAUCAGUUCAAUAUCUGAGACCAAUUCCAAUGUCUCCCUCUCUGAAGCCAUCAGUCGGCACGGUGGAAAACAUCAGGCUGAAAAGUAUUGGUGCCAGGACACAACCUUGUUUAAUUGCAUUUGUCACAGAGAAUGGUUUAGAUGUCUCCCUAUUUUCCUGAACCCUAGCCUGCAUACCAUCAUGGAAUGGCUGUGCCAUUGAAAUGAAAUUUCCGGGGCAUCCAUAUUUGGCCAUGAUCUUUCUAAGACCCUCUAUUAACCGUAUCAAAGCCUUGGUGAGUUCUACGUAGGUGGAGAAAAGGUCAACAUUCUUUUCCUGUAACUGUCUGGCUGCAAACAUCAUAUCAAUAGUUUUGCGUUCCUUACGAAAACCAAAUGAACUUUCUGGCCAGGGAUUCUUCUCAAGAUGCAUGUAAAGAUGGUUAAGCGAGAUUAUAGCAAGUAUCUUGCCUGCAUUUGAGAGCAAUUACAUGCCACUGCAGUUGUUGCAAGAUUGAUGGUUCCCUUAACACUUGCACAGGUGAACAGGAUAUGCAUCCUUGAAAUUGAAUGAGCCAGAAUGAUCAACAAAUUGAUCGUGGGCCCCUCUAAUAUAAGAAGAAGAAUUCCCAGGAGUUAUCUCUUGCUGCUGCAUAAGUAGGAACACCUGGUGAAGCCUUUCAGUCAGAGCUGUGCCCCGUACUUUGUAAAUUUCAGCUAAGGAUCGAGUCAUCACCUGGAGCUUUUCCAAUCGAGAGGAGACGUCUAUCUUGUUGGGUCUCGGUUAGAGUGGGGGUGGUCUUCCAUUUCUUGACCGAGUGGCACCUGCGAGAAAAGCUUUAUGGCUUCAUCAUUGAUGGAUCAAGGUCAAUUUAGGAAGUUAAAAUGUUAAGCCCAGUUUUUUAUCGUUUUUUUUCUUGUCAGUGAUCAGAGAUUUCUCAUCUUGGAGAUUUCCCCACUUAGAAGUGGGGAUGAUCCUAAUGAAGUGGGGCCAUACAUUCCUAGAACCCAAUCUCAAGCGGUAUGAUUGCAGCACACUUGAGCACUGAAGUCACCAAGAAUUAUGAGCUUGUCCUGCCUUGGACUACAAGAUCCUUGUAGAACUUGGCCUUUAUUUGAUCUGGGUUUGUCAUUUCGGAGAAUUAGCAGCUGUUGAUGGUGAGGUGUUUCCUUCCAUAUACGAGAGGGAGUUUAAUUGUCAUUAUCAUUGACGGGAUACCGGCAAGCAUGUCACUCUCUAAUCUUUCUUCUUCUUCUUCUAUAUAUUAAGCGCCCAAGAUCAAUUUAUUGAUCAUUUUGGCUCCUAUGCAUGUAGAGGGGUUUUGCAAUGUUUUAUGCCUUGUGUUGAUGAGGACAUUUCACUGAUUUCCAGUGCCACUUUGUGAGGGAAUCAGGCACUGGGGGUUUGAAGGCUUGAGGCAAUAGACACAAAUGAGUCUAGUGUUGUCGCCUCAACUGUUCCUUUUGAAAGCUUGUUCCAGUCCCUGAUUGUCUUGGGCAGGAAUGAGCAGCUCCUAUACUGUCUUCUUGCUGUAAUCAUGUGAUUUAAUUUUAUAAUUUUGUACCAGGUGUUAACUGUUAAGUGAUCUCAAAUAGAGCUAAAUGUUCCUGAAUGACUUGGGUGUAGUCUUGUAACAAGGAUGAAGUCUUUGGUACCGGUAUGUUAAACUAUAACUGAGCUUCGUAAUGAAAGUAGUUUUUUAAAGAAAAAAAGAGUUCCUGUUUCGGUCUGAAAAGGUUGAGGUCGCAUCACACAGUUGACCUUGGGAAAUGUUUUAUUGGAUGACUCUGUUUCAAAGAAAAUUGAUGUUGCUAUGAAACUUAACUAGAUAGAUUUGUUUCUGGAGGUUACAAUAAAAUAUCAGUCUGUUUGGAAGGCCUUGUUGAUGUGGCCCCCGUUCACCUCCGCUUCGGUGGUCACAACAUUGGCCGGAGGUGGGGGCAGCUGAGUUGAAAUGGAGUCACCGUAUACAGUUUGAGUUGUGUCUGCCUGGGCAAUAUGUGGAACCUGGUUAGCCUCCGUGCCCUGUGAAAUGGCGUAGAUUAUAUGCUGCAUCUGUUGUUCCUGGCCAACACUGCCCAUCACCUGCUGUGGCAGAUAAACAGGGGCCUGCUGACUAGCUGAUUGGGUAGCCAUGGCCACAGCCAAUGCCUGCAUGAUGUCCUUGACCAGUGCUGAGUUGUCUUGCUGAGCUGGCUGACUGGCUUCUUUCUUCAAUUUGUCCUUGAUGCUCUUCAUUCGGAUGCCUGUACGGCGGGCCGGCUCCCCCGGGCUCUUCAACGAUUAUUUGACAGUAUAGGAAUAAUUAAAUGCAAAUUAAUAUGCAAACGUGUCCAGGGUCUUUUUAAUGAAUUGAAAUCUGUAUCCAAUUCAAUUAGCCCAAAUUCAGUCUGAAAAUAAGAAAAUUUGUCUGUAACUUUAACAUACAAAUCUAAAAAGCACCAAUACUGUUUACAAAGUAUUGUUUAAUCACAUCACUUGGCUAGCUUAAAAUAGACAAGAGAUGUUACUCAACAUUUAAUUUUUUUAUAACAGCCAGAAAAUAAUGACUGUCCCUCAUUAUAAUCCAGAGUCAUAUAUCUUGAGGCUAACUUGCAUAAUUUGAGGCAUAGUUGUAAGAUAUAUUAUCAGAGUCUAUAGCUUCAAGAAGUCACUAUGGAGCAGAGGAGAUGAAACCCUUAUAUGACUUCCAUUAAAUUUGACUAAUUUUUUUUUCAAUGUCCAACCACCAGGCAACCCACAGAGUGACCAAUGAGGAGAUGGUGAUGAAAAUCAAUAAAGACUUGGCCAACCGCCCCAGUGCCCUGCGUGAGGUCCAACUUAUGAACAGAUUGUCUCAUCCUAACAUUUUAAGGUAUCAUGUUAUAUUGAUUGAUGGGAUAUUUAUAUAGCGCUGGUAUCCAUGCUACUUUAGCGUGCUCACUGCGCUCUGGUGUUCUUAAAUCUUUUUAAACAAAAAAGUCUUUAAAUGUUUCUUAAAUGAUUUUGUCAUUUUCUAAUCGCCUCAAAUAUUGAGUCAAACUGUUCCAGAAUUUAGGCGCUGUUGCUUCAAAAGAGUGCACUCCUUAAGACUUUUUUUUACUGUGUUCAUCCACACUAGGAAUUUUCAGUAAAGACUGUGUUGAAGACUGCAGGUUCUGGAUACAUUUUUAUAAAUCAGUUCAUAUGGAAGCCUGUGGUAAACUCUAAUUUUUUAGCUAAAACCAGUGUGGUAAUUAACUGGGAUUUCAACAAGAUGUACACAAAAUAAAUUUAACCCAUCUGCCAACUGCUGUCUCUCUGUAGUCUUCAAUUUCCCAUACAGCAAUAUGUGUCCGAUUGCUGUUAGCUGCCUCACAAUGUUGUUAUCCUAUUAAUUUACCUUCCCCACCCAUUUAUGCAUUCUAAGUGAAGAAACUGCAUAAUUUUGAAUGCACUGUCCAGAUUCUUGUGGGGUGUUUAUCAUUGCCCCUAUCGCCACAAGAAAUUGAGAGUCUACCUGGCAUAUCUGUUAUUUUCUAGUAAACUGUGAGGCUGGAGUUUAUUGCUCUUUGCUCGUCCAGUUGAAUAAGUUGUUAUUGUCAUUCUGACAGUUAGUUCUGGAUGUUUCAAUUAACAACUUAACUAACACCCAAUAGAUUAUGGAUUCUGAAAUCACUGAUAAGAAAUAAUGAGUAGCAAAAAAUUAAAGAGAAAGGAUACUUGCAGUUUUGAAAAAAAAAUUUGUUGACAGAGUUCAUGUGUACAUAAAAAGGCAUAUGAGAGCAUUAACAUCCCUUCAGCUCAUUUGUUAUCCUAACUGUUGUACAAUUUAUAUGUUUUAUACCUGGCCUUUAUUUGUUUUUACAGAUUCCUUGGCGUCUGUGUCCAUGAAGGGCAGUUGCAUGCUUUGACUGAAGUAAGCUCUGCAUCACCUUAUUGAAUUGAUUAUUGUGCUGGUUUUAGCCGAAACAUUCUUCUUUUAUUGCCCUGUCUUUGUUCAAGCUUCCACAUACGUUGCUAUUUCUUAUGAUGCAAUGUUUGAAUUAGUCCUUGAGUGUCCUCAGCUAUGAUUAAAUAGCCGGGUGAAUGAACUCGCAGAAUGUGUCAUUUGUAGGAGGUAAACCAUGGAUAAAAAAUAACAAGGGCACUCAAAAGAUUUGGCAUGGGUUAAAUAAAUUGGCUGUCUAUGCUAGGCCUAAACACAUACGGAAACAUAAAGAUGCAUGUCAAAUGAAAGAAAUAUGGAGUUUCUUAUGUGGUUAGAAAGAUGAGUAAAAUCCAUCAUUAAUGCAAAGAAUUUAGAAUUGAUAAAAUAUAGAAAACCAGGAUAUCAAACAGUCUUUUAAAUAUUAUUACAUUUGAAAAGAAAAGUCUCUACUUAAACUGAGUUAAAAAUUAAAAAUAUAUCAUCUGUUGCACAAUCAUCCUCUCCACUCCAUUCAGUAAAUAAUUUAAAAAAGAUGGAAUAAUUGGAAACUUAAUUGAGGAAUAUUGUCACAAAAAGAUGCAAACAUUUUUUAUUUUAUGUUGGAACGUACACAAAAAAUCUUUUGCUGACUGCAGAUUUGAAGUUGAUACUGUAAUGGGCUUGACGGUUCAUAUAUUAAUUAUUGAACACAGAGUUGAAAUAAUUCUACUUGUUAUACUUUACUAGUACAUCAGCGGCGGAACGCUGGAAGGGCUGUUGGCCAAGAAGGAUGAAGAACUACCAUGGAUUCUGAGGAUUAAACUAUCACUGGACAUUGCCAAAGGCAUGCACUAUCUCCACUUGGAGGGUGUGUUCCACAGAGAUCUCACAUCAAAGGUGAGUUUAUUAUAAUUUAACAUUACAUUAAGCAGACCUGGUUACUCUUACAAUUUUGAUGUACAAUUUUUGAGAUGCUUUUUAUGAUUGUUCGACUAGACCUGUAUAUUUUCUUGUUUUCUUGUAUUUUCUUGUAGUUUUUAUCAUUAAAAAUUUGGUGUGCAUGGGAGGGGUAAGGGAUAGGUGUCAAAAUAUUUUUUAAGGCUAUAAAAAAAGUCCGUCACUUUUCAUGAUGAUCGUUGUGUUUUCACAAUGAACUCGCUAAAUACUGCUACAGUGAUAUUUAGUGUCUUAAUGACAAAAUUAGUCAACAUUGGCUUUUGUUUGCUUCGGAGCUGUAUGAUGUAAGUUUGUGACAUAAUUAUUUCAUUCUUCAGCUGAACUGUGAUUGCGAAAAUGAAGAAAUCUAAAUAUUUUUCAUUUUUAUUAUUACAUUCUCAACUGCUCCACACAGCAGCAUUAGAUUUAAAAUAUUUUAUAAGAUCCAAUAAGCGGUAUUUGAAAACUAUUUUUGGAAGUCAUUAAGCAGCUGUACAAUUUUAAUACUUGUUUCAAAUAUUCCUCUUCUCCCAAUACAGCUUGCUGUUGUUAUUUGACUAUAAUAUGUUGACGGAAAAUAAAAUCAGUUUUGAAGGCUUAAUGCUGGGGUGGCCAACCCGCAUCCCGCCAUGUUUAAUAUCAUGGCUUGCUGGAUGUAGCACAAAUGAACUUAUUUCUUCAUCCAAUUAGUGAUUAUUUUCAUUCUUGACAUUAACACACAUUUAAGAUAUGUUUUGUUUUUUUAUUGUACGGGCCAUUUUGGGGUACCCUUUCCUAUAAAAAUCCUACAACAUUUUUACUAUUUAGUAACUACUAAAAUAAAAAUGAUGUAUAUAAACACAGCUAGGUAGAGGGAACCUAAUUUUUCAUAAGCAUUAUGAUGAAAUGUAGAAUGAUGCGAAACUAUAUUCAGGUAUAUGCGAAAGUGCAUCCCUGCAUUUUGAAUUUAAAAAAAGAAUUCUGGGGAGGGGGCUUUUUUAGCCAUGCGAUGCCAAUAGUUAUUUUUUACAUUAAAAUUUAUGUAUAUUUCUUUACUAUUACAAUAUGGUAUUGUUUGAUUUUGAAAUGGUAAAGUAGUAUUCUUAAACAAUAUUGUACUAUUUUGUAAGUUCAGGAUAGCCAGGUCAACAUUAAGUUUUACUAUCCCCUUAUUUAACAUUUUAACAAUAAUGCAUGAGAAAAAAAAAGUAAAAAGUUAAGGGUAUUAUUUACAAAGGCUUAAAGAACAACAGGUAAUAUUAUUAUUAUUAUUAUUACUGUGGUCUUAAAUAGUGGUCUAUGUGAAAAAGAAUAGGAUCAUUGCAUAGGAAAAAGAAAUAAAUGAAUAAAAGCCUACUACAGAGUUCAGAACAAAGUCCCCAAAAAAUAAGGAUGUAUUACUUAGCUCUGCUGGAACUUCAGAAUAUAAUUGUUACUUGAGGCUAGGUGAUUGUAGUCGGAAUAUACUUUUUGAAGCCUAUUUUACCUUCAUGAUUAACGAUUUAGUUUUCAGUAUUUUUAUUUUAGUUUUUCUUCCCUUCAAAUUGUUUGUUAAUUUUUCUUGUUGGUCAUCUUGCCAUAAAUUUUUGCAGUCUCUCCAGUUCAUAUCUUUGUUUAGAUAUUUCUAUUGACUCUCCUGGUACCCAAAACAGUAAAUUUAUCUCCUUUCCAGAACGUACUCAUCAAAAAAGGGGAGAACAGAAAUUAUCAGGCAGUCAUUGCAGACUUUGGAUUGGCCACAAAAAUUCCAGACCCAAGGUAACCUCAGAUUUAUAUUAAAAGAAUUACUAGCAGAAAAUAGUAGGUAAAUUUUAGAAAGUUCAUUGAAACUAAUGCUUUUUAGAUAUUUGAAUUAUUUUGUAAAGAUUUUGAACACGCAUGAAAGCCUGAAAAACAACUAAACCAGCAUAUCUCAAUUGGACGUCCUCUGAAGUCUACUUAUGUGCACUGAAAACUCCCAAUAUGAAGUUGCUUUGUUUAUUGAGUUUGUGAUACAAAACUUAACUUAAAAAUAUGCAAUCAAGGUUAUUGUGCAGUAGAGAUUUUGAGAAAUGUAUAUCGUGCUCUUUUGAUUAAAAAAGGGUUUUGAGUGUGUACAAAAGUUUUAAAAAACAAAUCUUUAAAAUGUUAAGAUUUCAAGUUUUCCAUUAUAAUAACUGGCUAAUUUAUAAUAAAAAUAGUUUUGAGGGCAAACUUGUGGGUGUUCUAUGUUAAAAUCCUGAAAUCCUUUCCAUCAUAAUUUUUUUUUCGUAAAAGAUAGCUAGGCAGAAACAGGUUAGGGACCAGAUGGAUAUGAGGUGAGAGUAGGGUAGGGGUAAUCUCACUGAGGAUUUAUAACUGAUACAUUAUCACUGAGGGAGAUUGUUCCUAGACAGCUGUAUGUCAACGGUAUUUGGCAAAUUAGUACUUGUAGGAACACACAAAAUCAUUACUCUAGGGUGUCCACCAGCACCACAGGAAGGCAAAGGGAGUGGACUAAUGUCAUAAAUGCACUGUUCUAGCCUAUUAAGAAUUUCAGACCGCCACACCCCAUCAUUUCUUUCCACUGCCUUAGGGGCUGUUUGAGUCCUGCCAGGGUGAAUAAGUUGGAGAGGGAAUGGCUGGAUGAGCAAGUAGGCUAUGGUGACCUUCAGUUGAUUAGAUUUGUGUUGAAGUUCUCUCUGACUUAAAAGUUAAUCUGAAAAAGAAUAUUAAUUUUCACUAUUUGACCUAUCCUACCGUAGCAAUAAAGAGCCCCGUGAUGUUGGAGGAGAUGAUUGGUGUUAUGACUGUUAUUAUGUUUGUCUUUACAGAUCAUUGGAACCACUGCCUUCUGUUGGCUGCCCUUGGUGGAUGGCACCAGAAGUGAUUCAUGGGAAAUUUUAUGAUCAGAGGGUAUGCUUGUUUUAUAGUCCAUUCUUAUUAAUGCUGAAAUAUUGUAUGAUAUGUUUACUGGACAAGAUGUUUUUAAGUUACAGCUUUCAAAUACAUUCAUAGAGACUCUCAUUUAAGGUCAAACAUGUGGCCUGUAUAAAGACGAACAUUUAUAAGAAGAUCAGAUCUUGCGCAUGUGCCUUUUAACCAUCAAUUAUAAAAAAAAAUUAACACUGUGACAGAUGUCAAAACCCUGAAAAUAACAUAUGUUAUACAUCAUUAUAUCCUGGUUGUAAUCUUUGUCUCGAACUGUCAAUGGUUGUGCACAGCUGCCUUAAAUAGUAAUUUAAUUUCAGCAUAUUUCACUCUGCAAUAAAAUUUUAACGCAGAUUUUGAUGUGCACUGAUGAUUUAUAAAUUAAUAAAAUACAUAGCAAUUAUUGUUCGACAUCUCAAUGAUGCUUUGUUAUUGUUUACAAUUUUACAGGCUGAUCUUUUUUCCUAUGGUAUUAUUCUUCUUGAGAUCACAGCACGCAUAGAAGCUGAUCCUGAGCAGAUGCCCCGUACCUCAGUAAGUUGUUAAAGAAUAUUAAAAUUAAAUUAUAAUUAGUCUGUGAAGACUUUAAAAAAAUUGAAUUAAUCUAGAUUUUUGUACUGGUUUUAAAUUCAGAUUAAUAAAAGUAAAAAUUAUACAAAGUCUGAACUUUGUAAUGCAAUGAUUUUUCCCAGCUUGAUUCGUAGUUUUCCCAGUAGCUUUAAUUCUUUUUCUGAUAGAUCCCAUCACUUUGUACUGUAUAAUUUUGCACCUUGAUGACUCAUUAUAUCUUUGUUUGGGAUAGAACUGGCAAGAAAUAUUUGAACUGAGGACAUUUCAAAUAUAAUUUAUUGACAUAAAUUGCGUGUGAUAUUAUAUAAACUAAUAAUUAAGUAGUCCCCUAAGAGAAAAGCUGAUAUUUUUCUUGAACUUCAUAUUUAAAUUGUUCCCAAGAAAUAAAUUAAAUAAAAUCUUCGUUUGGUCUUUUAUAUUAUUAAUACAUAGUUCUAAAUUAAUGUUGUAGUUGAAGUUGGAUAAAAUUUAAUAAUAAAUAUGUAUUCUCUAUAUAAUGAAUUCCUUCAAGUGAAUGUAAUAUUGUUAUGUCUUGGUUGCAUAGAUUAACUUUGAAACAUUAACUUUAAGCAUUGAAACGUUAACUUCAAACGUUGACUUGUUUUAGAAAUUUGGUGUGGACUAUAAUAAAUUCUGUGAAAUGGUGGACUACUGCCCUUUGGAUUUUCUACAACUUGCUUUUAAAUGUUGCCAGGUGAGUACAGCAGCAUAUGACAUUGAAAAGAUCAUUAAAAAACAACAACUUGUUACCACGCUUCAGGUUUAUUGCAUUAAUCCAUUCAACCCAAAACAGACACAUCUUGGCAGGUACUGAUUCAACCCCGUGAUAGCCAAAUCUGACUGGCUUAAACAGUGUGUACACCAGAAAUCUGGUUAUAAAAAUAAAUGUCUAUCAGGAUGUGAAAACAAGGGAGAUUACUGUUAUUUUGGGGUCUUCUUAUUGAAGGGGCCAAGAUUAAUUUUUUUAUGGCUAUGAUCAUGAAUAUUUGAGUAUUUUGUCAUUGAUUGACAUUAAAGUACUUAUGCAACAAAUCUAUGGAAGAACAAUGUGUUAUAAAACAUAAAACAACCAGUUAUAAAUGCAAUUCACUUUAUUACCUAUAAAUCAUAUCACAAAUUAGAUUUGUUUGAAAUUCUUUUGAAAUUCUUUUUAUCACCCAUUUACGGUAAAUGGAGAGCUCUUCCUCUUUGACUGAGAUUUUAAUGAUUAAUAUUUUUGAACUGCUGGGGUUGAAUGAGUUAAUACUUGUGAAUCAUAAAAAUAUUUUAAGAGAAAUAACAGGGAUCAAAAGAAGCUUCAAAAAAAAAAUUAUUAACUUGGACACUACUGAAGGUGGACGUUAUGAUUUUAAAAAAAACAAUGUCACAUAACAUUUAUUUUAACCAUUGCUACUUUUGUGACAUGUAACAUCACUCCUUGACACAACGACUGGUUACACCUUUUUUAAUUUUUAUUUUAGCAAGUGCACAUGCUCUUCAUGAAUUUUACUUUGCUUUGAACAUCUUGAGUCAUUGUUUCUAUUUUAAAUAUCAUUCUGAAGCUCUUUACCUUUGUCAUGAAUGUUUCUCUCAUCCACUGUGUAUCAUUAUUGUUUAAUUUUUAAAAAGGUGGAUAACACAGAGUAGGGGAGACUAAUUUUUUUUAUCCCUGUUAGUGGCGCAGCAAUGCCUCUGUAUAGAAAUUAUAUAGUCGCAUUAAUGAGGCUAAUCACUUUCUGAAGAUACCAGAUGUUCUUUAUUUUAUUUUAGUAAUACAUUUUGAAUGACAAGUACAAUGAGCUUUUUCAUGAGGCAUCAGUGAAUAGUUCAUUGAGAGUUUUUGUCUUUAUUGAAGUAUUUAUCUUUAAAGCAAUGUGUUCUUCGCAAGCGCAAAUUUGACCAUGCUGAAACACUUCUGAGAGGGCUGCUGGUCCACGCUCGCAUAGGGUACAAAAUUGCAACUUUGUGCUACCGCUGCUUACAUGACCUGAUGCCGUCUUAUCUCAAAGCACUCAUGACGCCUUAUGUAGCCACUAGACAGCUCCGCUCAUCCGAUAGUGGCAAAAUAUCGAUACCGUGUGUUCGCCUUGAGACUUACGGAAAGCGCACUUUUGCAUUUGCCGGCCAAACAAUUUGGAACGCCCUUCCAGUCGCUCUCAGAAAUAGCCAGACACUGGAGUCCUUUAAAACCGAUUUAAAAAUACAUCUAUUUCGCAAACACCUUCUGGGGUGAUGCUAUCUACCAUCUUUUUUCAGUUUAUGUAUAUUGGCUUGUGUUGCUUAUGGUUGAAAUGGGAUGAAAGACUUUGACUUGGUAUGCUCGUAUGUAGUUUUAUAUUGUUGCAGUUGUUUUUUUAAAUGUGGUGAAUUUUAGAUUGUUUUUAUUUCUCUUUUUAAUGUGGUUGACUUUUUACCGGACUUCGAGCUUUUGGGGAUGAAGCGUGUUUUUCAAAUAAACUUUAUUAUUAUUAUUAUUAAUACAAAGAAUACCUAGUAUUUAGUCUUGCACAAUAUUGAUGAAACUAAAUGUCAUUUUUUGGACUUCCAGUUUAUCUUUCGGGUACCUGAUCAACAGUUAAUUCAGUGCAUGGCACACAAAUAUUUUUUCUUUAUCCCCAGAUUUUACCUGACCUUCGACCUAGCCCAACCAUCAUAAUCAGCAAUCUUGAGAAGAUCUACCAAAAUCUGAGAACCAAUGCCGCCAACUCUGGUAUGCCAAUUUUUUAGGUUUUAUUAUAAUUUACAAAUUACUGAAAAUAAUGUUUGUAAAAUUAAGUGAUCUGCAGCAAACCUUGUAAUCUGUGGCAUACCUUGAAAUCUGUAGCAAACCUUGUAAUCUGUAGCAUAGCUUUUAAUCUGUGGCAUACUUUGUAAUCUGUGGCAUACCUUGUAAUCUGUACCAUACUUAAUACUAAGAUUGGGUUUGUUUGUUAUAAAAUUGUGAAGGAUUAAAAGCAAGUUCACCCAAAAAACUUCUCCAUCAUGUUUCACACGUAACAUGGGUAAGACAUGCCACCUUCUGAAAUUUAGCUCACUCAUUACAGAGUUCAAGUUCUUAUAAUCUUGGUGCUUAGACACUGAAGGUUGGUCUUAAAGUCUUAGCAAAGCUAUGCAAUGAAUGGCAAGAUGUUUGUAUCUGUGCUUCAUUGGAAGGGCUGGGGGCUACACUGAUCAAUUUGAUCAGCUGUAUUUGUUUCAACUUGACUUUGUAAAUUUGUAUGAGUUUACAUUCCUCAACUCAAGCCAUACUCAACUACACUUUGAUGAUUGAAAUGUCAAUAAAACAUCAGUUACAAAAGUUGAUUUUUUUCCCUCUUCUUAUCAUUCAUCAUUUGCUUAGUAAACUUUAUAAAGUAUUUCCUUAUUAUAAUCUACAUAGUUUAGGAAACUUAAGAAAAAAAAAUGUUUUAACUUUUUAUCAUUUAAUUGAAAGCUGGCUUAAUUUCUGGGGAUAAAAUUUCAUCAUUAUCAUUUCAUUGACCCCAGGUAAACUUCACAAAAGGUCAAGAUCCGAAGACAACAUCAUCCAGAGCAGUGACAGUUUAACAGGAGUGACCGGAGAGGACCUUCUGAUGACUCCUCAGAUUAUUGCUCAGGCAAUGACCAAAGAUGACCCACACUAUUGCCCAGCAAACGCCAACCCCUUCGCCUCACUGAACAAAUUCAAGGAUGGCCGGAAAGUGCUUGAGUUCCCCAGGCAGCGCAAGUGCAGCAUCAGCACUAACGGGUUUGCUGCAUCACUGGGGAGAUAUGCCGACCAGAUGACAUCAUCUUUCAAUGGUGGUCAUAUUAGCGCAAAGCAAGAAAGCCAGUCACUGCCUUGCUCACCCAUCAUGCUUAGGAAGGCUGCGGAAAAGAUGCACCAGGCAUCACUCCAUGGCAGUGAUGUUGUGGAGAAAGAGCAUGAGAUCCGGUUCAGUGUCAGCAGCAACAACCAAGAAAUAGGGGACACAUCCAUGGCCGGCGACAGAAGAGCCAGGUUUGGCUGUAGCCGUACCAGGAGUCUGGGAAGCCUAGACUUCUGGAACCCCUUGAGCCUGAUAAGCCAGGGAAGGUUCCGACAGCAACUAGUCAGCCCCAGAUUUUGUGAGACCACGGGCUACUGCAACAGGGAGACUGCAAGGAUUCGUGAGUCCAGUAUCGAAGAUCAGCUGGAAUCAGGUGUGGGGGAAGGAUCAGAUGAACUGGAUGAGGACAGUAUCUACUCGGAUUGCAAUGUAAACCACAGCAUGGCCACAAAUUCUUUUCAGAGCCUCAGCAGCAUCCACGAUGAGACCAGCGGGGCUGCACUCUACGGAAGCUGCGAGGAGAGCUUCAGCUGCUGCAGUCUGUCUAGCUAUGUGAGCUGUGGUGAGACCCGAGAACUGGGUUUCGCCAGUGAAUCCGUGAUAGACAAUUUUGGAGAUAAGCACACCUUAAAUGAUACAGAUUUGAGCAAGCCGCUCAUUGCUAUAGAGAGUGGCAGCUAUGACCACAGCCAUUUCAGCAGUGAGAACCAAGAAAUCAGCUUCCUUAAUGAAAUCAAUAAAACAAGGGACAAAAAGAGCAUUAUCGUAACCAAAUUGUAAACUGGACUUCUCCCCUCCCCAGUUUUAAUACCCUUUUCUGCAUGUAAGCUCCAAAUAUGUCAGUAUUAUUCAAUGUUUUGUCAAACUGUAAAAAAAAUGCAUCUAGAACUGAAAGAAGGAAAUGAGUGAAAGUGACGCCACAAAGGAAGUAAUUUUUACUUUUUUAAAAAAAAUUUAAAAAUUGAUCAAAUUCAGAGAUUCAAAGCUUGAACAAUAAAAUUUAAUUUUUCUAGAAGAAUUAUUCACUUCAUGAACAGAAGUUAGAUGUGCAAUGAAGAAGCUUAAGAAGCAUGUAGUUGAAAGAUUUAUUCGUUUAUGAAAGUCAACUAUUACUUUACAACAAAAUUUGUAUGGAUGGAUCUUGAUUUAUUAUUUUUAGAUUCAGUAUGAAACAUAAUAGAAGGCUGGGAACAAAUUUAAUAAAUUUCCAUAACCUAUUACUGUCUCUAUAAUAGUAUUUGUAAAUCAUUUGGUGGAGCCAAAGGCUAAAUGGAAUUGAUAAGAAUUAUUUGAACUGAUUAAAAUGGUUAGUUUAGUUAUCACUUAUGAUUUCAAUAAGACAUUUCUUUUGCUAUUCCAUUUUUAUUAUUAUUUUUGCAUGAAGGAUAUUGUUUUGGUCCUAUCUUGCACAAGUCCAUUGAUGAUACAUAUCUAAUUAACUCAUUGCAUAGCAAUGAAACUCCUUUACUUGUCCCUGACGGGGAGGUUACUAUUUUCUACUCCCACAAAUAACAAAUGUAUACAAACCAAUAAUACAAGUCCCAAAUGACUGUGGCUUGUUUUUGUGAGUGUUAGUGACACACUUGAUAGAGUGUUUAGUGUUGCCAGCACAUAUAACUUGCUGAAUGUUUCUGCAUUUAUUUAUUUAAUCGCUAAGAAUUCAAUAUCUAUAGUUACAUUAUGAAUGCUGUGGUUUGUAUUCUGUGUUUGAAUAUCAGGCUUGAACACUGCUUUGAAAAUUGUUGUUUUCUUCUAGUGGCCACAGCACCCCAAACUAUAUAACAUGUGAUACUGCGGUAUAACUUUGUUCUAAUAUCCACUUUUGCACCCAAAGAACUUUAUCAGUAUUGUUAAUAAAGUCUUCAUGUAAACCACAUAUAUGAUUCUACUAGAGCUUAAAUAUGUACCAGAAUCUACCACAAUAAUAGUACAUUUUUAUUACAGUGUAUUUUGUUUUGUGCAAGGAUUAAGGAACUGUUUUACUAUCCACUUUUUAAAAUAUUUUUGUUUUCUUCUCCAAGCAUAUCAUCUAUUACAUCAUAUUUGUAUUUAUUUAUUUAUAAAGCAAUAACACUUGUGGCAUGCAAGUAGUCCAACUCGUAUGUGUAUAUGUGUAUAUAUAAUAUAUUUUUUCCACCAAUAUGUGUGUUUGAUUCACAUCUCAUGCUGGAUGCUUAUCAAGUAUUAUCUGAGGUGUAUUGUAAAUUUGAGAUUAAUUUAUUAGCAGCCCACAAGAAAAAAGGACACCACUGCAAGACAUCAACUGCUGCCAGCAAAAUGUUUUGGUAAUCAUUCCUUACAUGGAAACUGAGAUUAAAACAAAAAAUAAUGAAAGAGCCAGUAUUCUUUCAGAUUUGGUAACUAUAAGAUAUGCAUCCAACCCUAUAUUGCUUUAUAAAACCAACUGCAGUCAUAUAUCAGAUUAACCGCUUUGUUACUGUGUAAAUUAGAGCUCGUAAUUUACUGAAAUAAUGUUUUAAAAGUUUGCAUGAGAUCAGGCUUAACUUGUCCAUCAUUUUAUUCAUUUUCUCAAACAAGAGUAUAAACAAAUAUAUAAAUAUAUUUUUACAGCCCCCCCCCCCUCCCCCAACAUCAAGCUCUUAAAAGUAAUUUACUGAAAUAAUGUUUUAAAAGUUUGCAUGAAAUCAGGCUUAACUUGUCCAUCAUUUUAUUCAUUUUCUCAAACAAGAGUAUAAACAAAUAUAUAAAUAUAUUUUUACAGCCCCCCCCCCUCCCCCAACAUCAAGCUCUUAAAAACUCCCAGUAAAACUAAUGAACAUAUUUUCAAUUUUUCAAAACUCUUCUUAUUGUAAGAAAGUCAUAAAAAUACCACCAAAAAACCCUAUAAAAUCAGUAAAAAAAAAUUAGUUAAGUUUUGCAUUCAAUGUUUUCAAAAACAUUUUAUUACCUGCAAAAUGUUAUAUUUUGUGUGUGUUCAGUAAUGGCAAUAUUUAACUACACAGUAUUCAGCACAUAAAAUAAUGCCAAUGAAUAUUCUUCACAAAUCAUGAUUUUUUUUCCUCCCCAUACUCAUCAGCAUUUCAACAUUGUUCUGACUUUUACCCUUGUUCUGCAGUGAUAUUUUUUCUUGUGUAUAGCAAAUAAUUUAAAUACUUGAACUGUACAAAUUACAAAUAUUUAAUUUAAAUACUAGAGCUGUACAAAUUACAAAUAUAUGAAGAAUAAAUUAAUGGGUUGUACAUAUUACUUUAAAUAAAUUUAAAUAAAUAUAUAUACUAUUUAUACUUAAACAUAUUAAUUUAUUUAUUUACUGUUCAUAUCAAUAUUUCCUAAGUUGAUAAGUUGAAAAUUAUCAGUUCCCUUGGGAAGUCAUUGUACAGAUAAAAUUUGCUUUAUGAAUGUGAAUUGAUAAGUUUAAGGCAUAUUUAUAUUUACGCCUUUAAUACAGCGUGCCAAGUUCUCCAUAUGAAAAAAAGUUUUUGGCUACCAGGUUAUUUUUUUCCAAUGCUCCAGUUUCAACUUUAAAUAAAAAUGAGAUCCGAUAGAGAUUAAAGAAAUUGCAUUUCCCAAGGAUCAAGAAAAAUUAAAGCAGCAUUAAUAUUUAAAAAAAGAAUAGUUAAGUCGGUGUUUGCAUUUAUUGUUAAACUACAGGUUUAACGUGAAUUUAUUUAUUGAUUAUUAUUAUUUUUUUUAAACAUGAAAAAUUUUAACAUUAACAUUUAUAUUUGUGUUAUUCUUUCUCUCGUUCAAUAGUU